Messenger RNA from Wyeomyia smithii (pitcher-plant mosquito), 5745 nucleotides. Its product is annotated as PI-PLC X domain-containing protein 2. The record is from RefSeq and is a predicted model, not a curated record. Gene Ontology annotation, biological process: lipid metabolic process. Bases 348 to 1334 code for a protein of 328 amino acids. The transcript is spliced from 3 exons. NCBI's taxonomy places the organism in Eukaryota, Metazoa, Arthropoda, Insecta, Diptera, Culicidae. Gene Ontology annotation, molecular function: phosphoric diester hydrolase activity.
UGACAGAUUCAUGCGUAUUGCAGAAAUAUUCGCUUUUGUGCUGUUCUGUUCCUAAAAUUCAAUCAUUGUGAUAUAAUUUUAGUCCCCACAUAAGCUCUCUUUGUAAAUUCAAGCCACUAAUGUAAAAGUAUUUCGUGAAAAGUCAGUCUCAGCAUUUAUUGAUGCACAUCUGCACAAGCAAAAUCAUUUCCAAUCUAGUUGUGUACUAAAUCGUUCGUUUUGUUGUGAAUAAAGUUGCGAAUUCGGAGUGGUAAAACAGACCGAUAAUUAACGACAGAGUUACAACAUUUAUACCCGGAUCAACAGACAUAACAAAAGAAUUGAAGUCGUCACCUUUAAUUGUUUCAAUGAUGGAUUUUAACGACGAUCUAGAAAAUUGGAUGGGAAACUUACCGCAAGAGCUGAAAAUGAUUCCGAUCAUUAAUCUCGCGAUUCCUGGCUCACAUGAUGCUAUGUCGUACGGAAUCAAAAGCAAUGCACCUAUUGCUCCUGACGCAGAGCCGAUUGUAGCAACACUAAACAAAUUCAUACCCUGCAUAGUUAAACGUUGGGCUGUUACACAACGGUUGGACGUAAUAGACCAACUAAAAAGUGGCAUAAGAUAUUUCGAUCUGAGGAUUUGCAUGAAAAGGCCCGAGAAUAAAUUCUACUUUGUACAUGGAUUAUUUUGUGAGGAAAUCACUGAAUCACUCGAACAACUAAAGGAUUUUCUUCGUACUCAUCCGCGAGAAUUUGUCAUACUCGAUUGUCAACAUUUUUAUCUGUUUAACCCAACGGAUCAUUGCAUGCUCUCCGCUGAAUUGAACCGGAUAUUUGACAAGAAAAUAUACUCGCGAAAUGUCAGUCAGUUAAAGGAUUGUACUCUUGAAUCUGCUACUGGCAAUGGUAAACAGGUGCUAAUCGUGUACAGAAGUGAUGCGUGCGUGAAUGAUCGUUUCUGGCUGAGUCAAGAUUGGCCAACGCCCUGGCCUAAUGAAAUAAAAGUUAAGAAGCUCCGUCAGUAUCUUGACGAAUCUAUAGCACAACGCAGUCCGGAUACUGGUUAUGUUUCGCAAUGCGUGCUCACGCCAACAGUUCGUUAUAUUGUUCCGCGCUUUUUUUCAUCGCUUCGAAAAACCUGUGCGAAAGAAGUCGAUAAGAAACUUACCGAUUGGAUUAAACUACAAACGCCAGGGAUAUUUGGUACUGAUGAAAAACCUAAGUCUAAUGUAUUUUUGGCCGAUUUUGUUGACAUCCAAGAUAGUCAUUUUUGCAAAAUUGUCGUAGGUCUAAACAAAAAAAUUCUUGAUCAAAAUAAUAGUGCACAAAGUUCUCCGUCGCGAAAAAGUAAUUAAAUUCUUCAAGAAAAUAACAUGUCGUGGACAAUCAUAGUAAUUCUGAAGUCUUCUUAACGAAAAAGUUAUAAAUUAUGCAGUUCAGCGCAAAACAGAUGUAGAUAGAAAAAAAAUAUUUUCAGUGUGUAGGCUUAGAAUCAAGUGUGAAUUUUCUGUGAUGGUAUCAACAUUGUGUCUGAUCUCAGUUUUACCUAGACUAAAUCUAUCAUAAACCUUCAACUACUCAAACGGCUUAACGCACAGCCUAAGAAGUAGGCUGGUUAUAGUCACAAUGAAAAGAUAAUUUGUUAUUAGGAAAAAUUUAAUUCCAAGCCGUAUAUAAUAAUACUUAAACGGUAAGACGAUCAAAUAUGAAAUAAUGAAUUUAUCGCUGCAUGCGAAGAUAUAGAUAUGAUCAACAACAUAACAGUAAUAGUUAUAUUAAAAUUCCAUGCAAAAUUGUUCAACUGACACCCUAAUCAUUCCAAAUUUUUUAAAAAUUGGCAAUUGUUUUCGCUGAUGCAUAAAAUCGUAUAACUAGAAUGCUGUUCAAUUAAAGUAAAAUUUAUUCUCUCUUGUUUUUUCAUUUUUUUUUCUCUUCCUCUUUUUCUUGUAAUUUAUUUACUUAAAGUCUAGUAAAGUACAUGCAAAUUAAGGGUCACGAAAUAUCUUAUGCUUUUAGUGAGGAUCACUGCGCGUUCCCUGAGCGAGCUACUUAAAAGUUAGCCUAGUUAACGUGCUUGGUAGAAACUUCAGCUGCAUUAUUGGACACUUCUUUCAGGAUUUCCUGUUUGAAACUUUUCAAUUGGAUUAAUUUUUAUUACUAACCAAAUCCCAGCCACUGAAAAUGAGCUGAAACUGUUAUAUUUUAAAACUAAAAUUUCUCUCAACGGUUUAUCAUUAAAUGAUAAAGUUAUUUUUCUCAUUAUAAUAAGAAUUUUGUGAGAAUAUUGCGGAUUUACGAUUUCGUAAAUGCUCUUAUUCUGAAUUUCAAAGAACUACUAUAAUUCUGAAUGUUCAAAGUGGUACAAUGUUUUUCGAAUAAUAAUUAUAGAGACCAGGGAAAAAUUUUUGGUGCUAACUUCAGGCGUUUUUCCAUUCCACUUAAUAAUUGUAUAUUUUGUAUAAAAUUUUUGUUCAAAGGAACAUUAACAUAGCCUUUAGAAUUUAGUAUAUUUAUCAUCGGGCUAAAUACUUAUAACUAGUUUUAAUCUUUUUCCAAUCACGCUCGUUUUAGGUUAUUUUAAACUUGUAUACUUUGUUUUUUCAUAGUUUAAUCUGUGAAAAACUACUCAUUUCAGUAUUUGUUUUUAUGUGGGUAAAAACAUGUUACCACUAUGACAGAAGUACACACCGGUAGCAAUGUUUAUCUAGCAUCUUAUUUUAUAACGCGUGGAAUACUGUUAUGCACAUUACAUAAACAUAGUCAAAAUAAUAGGGAUUGCCAGUGCCCAUGAACAGGUAUCAGCGUAAGAAAUCUACAUCACUAUCAUCAAUCAAAUUAAAUCGAAUACUGUUCGCGCACGGCCCUACGUUGUGUUCUAUUUCGCCCUUUGGCACCUUGAAACCCCAUGGGCUUCAACGUUUUCCGAAUGAAGGGGUCCGGCAGGUGAGGGCACGGCUCCGAAUAUCAACACGAGGAGGCAGGGCUCCGAAGGGUGGAGGUACGACUCCGAAUAUUUACACAAAGGAGGCUAGGCUCCUGGAGGCAUCGCUCCGAAAGGGUGGAGGCAGGGCUCCGAAACAGCGUGGACGCACAGGUCCGUUAAUGGAGGCACUAAUCCAUAAACAUCACUUUGUACAGACGCGUGGGUCCGGGAUGAAUACACAGCUCCAUCGAAAGCAGGCACGGCUGCUAACCAUUCCAAGGCGGGGACGCAUGGAUCCAAGGGGAGGCACGGCUCCAAACACACAUAAUGACGCAGAGGUCCAGGCGGAGGUCCGACUCCGAAAACUCGUAGACGCAGCGGUCCGGGUGGAGGUUUACCUCCGUUGAAAACAGUCAGGUAACUGACGUGAACUGAAAAUUAUCACAGCGUAAACGUACUGCAUUGUUGCAGAUAAGAAUAAAUACUUAACUAAGCAGGAUUGUGGGGCAGCAGUUUUCGGUCGCCGCGGUUGACCUAAACGCGCUACCCCUAGAGGCAUCGGUAACUGGAACCACCUGGCCACCUUUUACUUGUGGCUACCCAUGAUGAAACGGAUGAAAGUCGAUUCGUCCCGUUGAUCAGCAUUCCUUGAAACUAGUGGACGGCACGGUAACGGUAAAUCUCUACUGCUUGUGCGUCGCUGUCCCCGCACUGAGUGGCGCACGGGAAUUAUUGUCCGAAGAUGUUUCACACUACUUUUCACGUUAUCGGUUGCAAAUUGGAAAAAUUCGUUCGUUUGAUUUUCACACAACCUUGUAGUCCGAAAUCCACUCAAUUUUCUACGUACAAAUAGCUUUUGUUUCCACUCACCACACAUUUUUGAUUGUUAUUGUUGCCAUUGCGUUACGGCAAAAUUGGUGGCUUUGUUUCCCUGCCGACUACCGACUGUCGGCUCACAUUCAACGCGUGAGGGAUAAAUCGUAAACGUAAAAAAUUAAGGCUACUGACAUACUUAGGCCUCAAAUGAAGCGAAGCGUUGAGCGUUUGAGAAGCGGAAUAAACAGAAGCGUUGGGUGAAGCUUCCUAUGACAUACUGGAGCGAGCGUCGCAAAUGCGUUGUGUUGUCAUAUUCCUAGAUUCCAAUAGCGGUUUUGUUUAAAGGAAAUAUGAAUUCGUCCAAUGAAGAUUUUUUUGCUUCUUCAAGCACGGUAAAUUACGUUUUUAGUAAACAGAGAUUUUUUUAUGAAAUAAAAUAAUAUUACUGAAGUGAGUUGCGCUACAGACGUAGUAAAAAAAAUAAGAAAUUAUCCUAAAUUUUAAACCCGUUGACCCCGAGCAACGUUCAACUAGUUUAUAAUAUCUGUUAGGAUUUGAAUAACCAAUAAGAGCACAGCUAGUUACUCAGCGGCUUGCAUUUUCGCGACCAAAGAAGUUUAGCAUGCUAGAUUUCUGGCCAUUCAAAUCAAAACUCAACAAUAUCAAUCAAUAAUAUCAGUGCUAUUUUCCCGACGACCUGAAAAUUUUUCCCGAUAGUAUUUUCUAUCCUACUUCUUUUCUUUUUUAAGAUUUAAGACCAAAAUAAAGCAAAUAUUAAGUACCUGGCGAUAUCAGGUUUAGUCUGAACAUGGAUUUACUGCACAACCCUCUUCUAAACAUUUUAACAUUUUCUAAAUGAAAAUGUAUUUAUUUGCUUUUUCCAAUUACCAAACCAAAACAAAGCAAAUAUAAAGCACCUGGCGAUAAAAGAUUUAGUCUGAAUAUGGUAUUACCGCGUACAUAUACGCGCGUCAAAACACUACUCGUUCUGUUUCGCCGCCUCUAUCGACGCGUCUUUGCCGCUCCAGUAUGACCGGUUCGAGCGUUUCAUAUAGACGUUCGAAGAAGUAGCUCUGACGCUUUUGCGACGCUUUUUGCUUCGCUUCAUUUGACGCCUCAGUAUGUCAUUAGCCUAACACUUUACUUAGCCGUGUAGGUUUAGCUCGAUGCGGGUGACGUCCCGUUAGUAAAAAUUGGCGCUCGAACACUCGCGGGUGAUGCCAAAUUGGCGCGAUCCUGGUCACGGCACCAAAUAUGUUCGCGCACGGCCCUACGUUGUGUUCUAUUUCGCCCUUUGGCAUCACGGGUGGGGCAAUUACGACCCAGGGACGAGCGUUCUUUCGACACGACAACACAAUACUAACGUUCACUAUACUAAGUACAUUUAUUCUAAACGGAAAAUAUUUACAAGUGAGCAGCGUGCCGGCGCUGUCGCCGGACGCAAAUUGACUAACCACAAUGAACUGAACACAAGCGCAGCUGUAGAGAGCGCUUUUAUAGACUGUCUCUUGGACGGCAGCAUUGUCGAGCCAAAACAAAGCUGAAAAUAAGCGCGCGCAAACCAGCGUCGCUUGGGCCUCAGCUGGUCACUCACGGAUGACAGUAAUGCCCAGCUGAGGCGGGAGUUUUGGCACGAACAAAUACAUAUAGAAACCAUCGUCUGUUUUAAAAACCUAUGAAUUUUGUUAGCCAACUCCUGGAAGCCUUGGACGCUUAAAGUCGUACUGUGGGGAUUUCCAGGAAUAGCAGAAACUAAACUUAAAUUCAUAUUUAAUAUUGGCAAUUUUUGUCCAACUAAUACUGUGUUUAUUUUUUAAUAUGGAAUUAUCUUGUGCGCCAAAGAGGUGCUGAAAAAAUACGAAUUUACUCGGAAUGAAAUGCUUACAUCAUACUCAAAUAUACAUGCAAAAACUUGUAAAAUCUUUCAAAAUAUCGGGAAAUUAUACUGGCACCGUACAAAAACGCAAUUUGUGAUAAAAUUCGAUGUUAAAUGGUGAAUUAUAUAAUUUAUUGUAGAAUGUUGUGAG